Molecule: messenger RNA, 1920 nt
Organism: Candida tropicalis MYA-3404
Lineage: Eukaryota; Fungi; Ascomycota; Pichiomycetes; Serinales; Debaryomycetaceae
Gene: CBK1
Product: serine/threonine protein kinase
Exons: 1
Coding region: 1-1920 (639 amino acids)
Biological process (GO): peptidyl-serine phosphorylation; intracellular signal transduction
Molecular function (GO): ATP binding; protein serine/threonine kinase activity
Source: RefSeq, a predicted model, not a curated record
AUGAAUUUUGAUCAACUUACAGAUGAACAAAAGCAACAGCUUUAUUAUCAACACUUGCAACAGCAGCAAAACCUACAACAACAACUACAACAACAACAGCAGCAAGAUCUACAGCAACAAGCCAUGUAUCAGCAACAACAACAACAAGUACAUUCACAACAACAAUAUGAUGAUAGUUAUAUGGAUGAAGAUACUACUCAGUUUGUUGAACAACCACCUAUCCAAUUAGAACUGAACUCACCUAUCAGACAACAACCACAGAUGACUUCAUUCAUGACAUCUAAUUUUCAAACAGCUGCAUCACCAAGAUUUGCUCAACUGGAUAAAUUUGGAGCCCAGGGCCAUAAUAAUGGAGGAGAUCAAUUUACAUCUAUAGAUUCCAUGAAUUUCCAACCUCCUAAUAACAAUUUCACUCAACUAGGAAAUGGAAGUAGCACUAAUUUAUCUGAAAUUAGCAGUAAUGGUCAAAAUUCUUUAUUAUCGAACCAUUCGGUGCAAAAUUUACCAGGUACUAUUGCCACUGAAAGUCAACCACCUCAAAUGCAACAGCAUCCACCUCCACAGCAACUACAACCACAACAAAUUCCAAAACCAAUUCAACCUCAAGCACAACGACAAGCUGGGGAUUCUACUAUAACUUCUACUGGUACUUCCAAGUAUGUCUAUUUUGCAAGAAAACCAGAUCUGUUAUCCAAAUCUUCCCAAGAUAAGGCAGCUUCGAUUAAAUUAACUUUGGAAAAUUAUUAUACCCUGUCAGUUAAUCAUGCAAUUGAAAGAAAUCAAAGAAGAUUAGAUUUAGAACACAAGAUCAUGACAGAAGAAGCUGGCUCGAGUGAAGAAAGAAAGAAUCGUCAAUUACAAAACUUGGGUAAGAAAGAAUCCCAGUUUUUAAGAUUGAAGAGAACCAAAUUGGUAUUGGAAGAUUUCAUUACCGUUAAGGUGAUUGGUAAAGGUGCCUUUGGUGAAGUUAGACUUGUGCAAAAGAAAGAUACAGGUAAGAUUUAUGCCAUGAAGACAUUGUUGAAGAGCGAGAUGUUUAACAAAGAUCAAUUAGCACAUGUUAAAGCGGAAAGAGAUGUUUUGGCAGGAAGUGAUUCACCAUGGGUUGUUGCUUUGUAUUAUUCUUUCCAAGAUUCUCAAUAUUUAUAUUUAAUUAUGGAGUUCUUACCAGGAGGUGAUUUGAUGACCAUGUUGAUCAGAUGGCAAGUUUUCACAGAAGAUAUAACUAGAUUUUAUAUGGCAGAAUGUGUUUUGGCAAUUGAAGCUAUUCAUAAAUUGGGAUUUAUUCAUAGAGAUAUUAAACCGGACAAUAUUUUGAUUGAUAGUAAAGGGCAUGUUAAAUUGAGUGAUUUUGGUUUAUCCACUGGGUUCCACAAGACUCAUGAUUCAAACUAUUAUAACAAGUUAUUGGAGAAGGAACCUGCUAGUAGUCAUUUACAACCUAAUCAAUUAACUAGUAAUAGAAACUCCAUGAUGGUUGAUGCUAUUCAUUUGACCAUGUCCAAUAGACAACAGAUGCAAACAUGGAGAAAGUCACGUAGAUUGAUGGCUUAUUCCACUGUCGGUACACCUGAUUAUAUUGCACCUGAAAUUUUCAUUCAUCAAGGGUAUGGACAAGAGUGUGAUUGGUGGUCUUUGGGUGCAAUUAUGUUUGAAUGUUUGAUUGGUUGGCCGCCAUUCUGUUCUGAAACCCCUCAUGAAACUUAUAGAAAGAUUUUGAACUGGCAAGAAACAUUGCAAAUUCCUGAUGAUAUCCAUUUAUCACCAGAAGCAGAAGAUUUAAUCAAGAGAUUAUUAACAUCUGCCGAACACAGAAUAGGUAGAUAUGGAGGCGCAGAAGAGAUCAAACAACAUCCAUUUUCAGAGGUGUUGAUUGGGAUAGUAUUAGAGGAGUUCAAGCACCAUUUGUUCCAAGAUUAA